CUGCCGUGCGAGGGCGUCAUGCCGCCCAAAACCCCCCGUAGAGCAGCAGCCGCCGCCGCCGCCGCGGAGCCCCCGCCGCCGCCCCCGCCGCCCCCGCCGCCCCCUCCUGAGGAGGACCCCGAGCAGGACAGCGGCCCCGAGGACCUGCCUCUGGCCAGACUUGAGUUUGAAGAAACUGAAGAACCUGAUUUUACCGCAUUAUGUCAGAAAUUAAAGAUACCAGAUCAUGUCAGAGAAAGAGCUUGGUUAACUUGGGAGAAAGUUUCAUCUGUGGAUGGAGUCUUGGAAGGUUAUGUUCAAAAGAAAAAGGAACUAUGGGGAAUCUGUAUCUUUAUUGCAGCAGUUGACCUAGAUGAGAUGCCGUUCACUUUCACUGAGCUGCAGAAAAACAUUGAAACCAGUGUCUAUAAAUUUUUUGACUUACUAAAAGAAAUCGAUACCAGUACCAAAGUUGAUAAUGUUAUGUCAAGACUGUUGAAGAAGUAUAAUGUGUUGUGUGCACUCUACAGCAAAUUAGAAAGGACCUGUGAACUUAUAUAUUUGUCACAACCCAGCAGUUCGAUAUCUACGGAAAUAAAUUCUAUGUUGGCGCUAAAAGUUUCUUGGCUCACAUUUUUACUAGCUAAAGGGCAAGUUUUACAAAUGGAAGAUGAUCUGGUGAUCUCAUUUCAGUUAAUGCUGUGUGUCCUUGACUAUUUUAUCAAACUCUCACCUCCUGCAUUACUCAAAGAACCAUAUAAAACAGCUGUAAUACCUAUUAAUGGUUCGCCUCGAACACCAAGGCGAGGUCAGAACAGGAGUGCACGGAUAGCAAAACAACUAGAAAAUGAUACAAGAAUUAUUGAAGUUCUCUGUAAAGAACAUGAAUGUAAUAUAGAUGAGGUGAAAAAUGUUUAUUUCAAAAAUUUUAUACCUUUUAUGAAUUCUCUUGGAAUUGUAGCUUCUAAUGGACUUCCAGAGGUGGAAAGUCUCUCUAAACAAUAUGAAGAAAUUUACCUUAAAAACAAAGAUAUAGAUGCAAGAUUAUUUCUGGAUCAUGAUAAAACUCUUCAGGCUGAUCCUACAGACAGUUUUGAAAUGCAGAGAACACCACGAAAAAGUAACCCUGAUGAAGAGGUAAAUGUGAUUCUUCCACAGACUCCAGUUCGGACUGUCAUGAAUACUAUCCAGCAAUUAAUGAUGAUCUUAAAUUCAGCAAGUGAUCAACCGUCAGAAAAUCUGAUUUCCUAUUUUAAUAAUUGCACAGUGAAUCCAAAGGAAAGUAUCCUGAAAAGAGUGAAGGAUAUUGGGUGCAUCUUUAAAGAGAAAUUUGCUAAAGCUGUGGGACAGGGAUGUAUGGAAAUUGGAUCACAGCGAUACAAACUUGGAGUCCGAUUGUAUUACCGAGUAAUGGAAUCCAUGCUUAAAUCAGAAGAAGAACGAUUAUCCAUUCAAAAUUUUAGCAAACUCCUGAAUGACAACAUCUUUCAUAUGUCUUUGCUGGCAUGCGCUCUUGAGGUUGUAAUGGCUACAUAUAGCAGAAGUACAUCUCAGAAUCUGGAUACUGGAACAGAUUUGUCCUUCCCUUGGAUUCUGAAUGUACUUAAUUUAAAAGCUUUUGAUUUUUACAAAGUGAUUGAAAGUUUUAUCAAAGCAGAAGCCAACUUGACCAGAGAAAUGAUUAAACAUUUAGAACGAUGUGAACAUCGAAUCAUGGAAUCCCUUGCAUGGCUCUCAGAUUCACCUUUAUUUGAUCUUAUUAAACAAGCAAAGGACCGAGAAGGACCAGCUGAUCACCUUGAACCUGCUUGUUCUCUCAGCCUUCCUCUCCAGAAUAAUCACACUGCAGCAGAUAUGUAUCUUUCUCCUGUAAGAUCCCCAAAGAAAAAAGGGUCAACUACACGUGUAAAUUCUACUGCAAAUUCAGAGGCACAAGCAACCUCAGCCUUCCAGACUCAGAAGCCAUUGAAAUCUACCUCCCUUUCACUCUUUUACAAAAAAGUGUAUCGACUAGCAUAUCUUCGACUAAAUACCCUGUGUGCACGCCUUCUGUCUGACCACCCAGAACUAGAACAUAUCAUCUGGACCCUUUUCCAACACACACUGCAAAAUGAGUAUGAACUCAUGAGAGACAGGCAUUUGGACCAGAUUAUGAUGUGUUCCAUGUAUGGCAUAUGCAAAGUGAAGAAUAUAGACCUUAAAUUCAAAAUCAUUGUAACAGCAUACAAAGAUCUUCCUCAUGCUGUUCAGGAGACAUUCAAACGUGUUUUGAUCAGAGAAGAGGAGUAUGAUUCUAUUAUCGUAUUCUAUAACUCAGUCUUCAUGCAGAGACUGAAAACAAAUAUUUUGCAGUAUGCUUCCACCAGGCCCCCUACCUUGUCACCAAUUCCUCACAUUCCUCGAAGCCCUUACAAGUUUUCUAGCUCACCAUUACGGGUUCCUGGGGGGAACAUCUACAUAUCACCCCUGAAGAAUCCGUAUAAAAUUUCAGAAGGUCUACCUAUGCCAACAAAAAUGACUCCAAGAUCAAGAAUCUUAGUAUCAAUUGGUGAAUCAUUUGGGACUUCUGAGAAGUUCCAGAAAAUAAAUCAAAUGGUGUGUAACAGCGACCGUGUGCUCAAAAGAAGUGCUGAAGGAAGCAACCCUCCUAAACCACUGAAAAAACUGCGCUUUGACAUUGAAGGAUCGGAUGAAGCAGAUGGAAGUAAACAUCUCCCAGGGGAGUCCAAAUUUCAACAGAAACUGGCAGAAAUGAGGCUCAGCUCAGAGGCCUUCCUUGACACCCAAGCUAAAAUCCUUCCUCUGUACUGUGCCACUCUCCUUCAAAAGUGUAACAGCAUUCAUCACCGUCAGAAACUGCCUUACUCGGGUUGCCUAUUGCCUGUUUACCCACCCCGGCAUCAACCUGGCUGGCCUUACCUACUACUAUAGUUCUAGCAUCUAGAAGAAGCCCGUAUGUAGGGGGGAAAAAAGGUAUGUUUCCUGUAUGUUUUCCAAGUAUGUAGAAACAAUAUUCUCUUUCUCUUUGAAAAUGCCAUGUACUGAGUACCUACUGUAUUUCAGGCACAUUCUAAAUGUAAGUGAUACAACAACAAAUAAAUAAAAUGAAGAUUCCCCCUCUCUGUGGAAC
Messenger RNA from Balaenoptera musculus (blue whale), 3109 nucleotides. It is a transcript of the gene RB1, whose product is annotated as RB transcriptional corepressor 1. Gene Ontology annotation, biological process: negative regulation of G1/S transition of mitotic cell cycle; regulation of transcription by RNA polymerase II; neuron projection development. The transcript is spliced from 27 exons. NCBI's taxonomy places the organism in Eukaryota, Metazoa, Chordata, Mammalia, Artiodactyla, Balaenopteridae. Gene Ontology annotation, molecular function: RNA polymerase II transcription regulatory region sequence-specific DNA binding. The record is from RefSeq and is a predicted model, not a curated record. Bases 19 to 2910 code for a protein of 963 amino acids. Gene Ontology annotation, cellular component: Rb-E2F complex; chromatin; nucleus.